AGGAGCCAAUCGGAAAAAGAACAUUCGGCCAAUCAAAGGUGGCGCAUUGCUGUUGUCGGGGCGAGCCUGGGGCGCUCGAUGGCGUCGCGGCGGCCCUGGAGGGCGGAGAGCGCAGCUCAUGCAGAAUUUCAGCUUGAUGACAUUCAACAUAUGUGGACAAUUGUGAUUCAAAAAUAACUGAACUUGUGCAAUUAUAAACAUGUAGAAGAGUUUGUCGUCAAAUGUUUGGAAGUAGGAUCUAUGUAACCUUCAUAACAGGGACUGAAGAUUGUGUACUUAAAAUGACUCUUCAGGAGAUGGUGCAUCAGGCAGCCAGCCUGUAUUCUGAUAGAAAAGCAGUAUGUUUUGAUGAAUAUAAUGAUAAACCUCCAGUUUUCUACACUUACAAGGAGGUUGUUAGUCUAGCCACAGAACUAACAGUUUUCCUGCAAAACUACUGUGAUCACAGAGGAAGGUUUGAAAUAGGCCUUUACUGCUAUCCUGGAAUAAAUUUACCAUCUUGGAUUUUAGGAAUCCUCCAAGUUCCAGCUGCAUAUUUUCCUCUUGAUCCAGAUGCACCACCAGUGUUAUCUAACUAUUUUAUGAAGAAAUGUAACCUCCGGUAUAUCCUUGUUGAGAAUGACAAAAUAAAUAAAUUCAAAAUAUCCCACGCUGGCUGGUUUUACCAGAGUUCUUUUGCAAUAGAUGAUGUUGGUUUAACUCUUUUUCAAAUUAAUUGGAAUGAUGUUGAUGUAAAUCUGCUGUUAGAUGGCGCAGAAGACAAAAGUGGACUCUCCAAAGCUGCAAGUAAUUGGGAGACAGAUUACGUAGCUGACCUGGACCAACUUAAAUCAAAGACAUCACAAAGGGGGUACACGGAUGUCAGGCAGCAACGUUCUUUGGCAUACAUCUUGCAUACAUCAGGAACUACAGGGAUCCCCAAAAUAGUCAGAGUACCUCAUAAAUGUAUUGUGCCAAAUAUUCUUCAUCUUCAAUCCCUAUUUAAGAUCUCACCACAUGAUAUGCUGUUCAUGGCCUCACCUCUGACAUUUGAUCCAUCUGUAGUUGAGUUGUUCGUUGCUCUGACAAGUGGAGCCUCUCUGCUUAUAGUACCAAACCCCAUAAAAAUGAUGCCUCUUAAGUUGUCUGCUGCUCUUUUUCACCGUCACAGGGUGACAGUAUUGCAGGCAACACCAACAUUUCUCAGACGAUUUGGAGCUCAACUUAUUAAGUCAACUGUGUUGUCUGCCAGUACUUCACUCCGUGUCUUAGCCCUCGGUGGAGAAGCAUUUCCUGCACUGAAUAUCUUGAGAAGCUGGAAGGGCAGGGAAAACAAAACACAUGUUUUUAAUCUCUAUGGCAUUACAGAAGUAUCAAGCUGGGCCACAUGCUACAGGAUUCCUGAAGAAGUUCUUAGCUCUGAUAUUCGAUUUGAUUCCCCUGUACCACUGGGAUCACCACUGCUUGGAACAACAGUUGAAGUCAGAGAUGCCACUGGUUCUGCAGUUCUAGACGGAGAGGGACAAGUUUUCAUAGGUGGUAAAGAACGAAUCUGCUUCCUUGAUGAUGAAGUAACUGUCCCUUUGAACACAAUGAGAGAAACAGGGGACUUUGUAAGAGUGAAGGAUGCAGAGAUGUUUUUCUUAGGACGGAAGGACAAUCAGAUUAAACGUCAUGGCAAACGUCUUAAUAUUGAAUAUGUACAGCAGGCUGCUGAAGGUCUUUGUCAUGUGGAAGCCUGUGCAGUGACAUGGUAUCGACAGGAAAAGUUAAUCUUGUUUGUUGUACCUAAAGACAACUUAGCAAGAGACACUCUUAAGGAACUCCAGAAACAUCUCCCAACCUACGCAAUCCCUGAUGAACUUGUGCUGAUAGAAACUUUGCCUUUCACAUUGCAUGGCAAAAUUGAUGUUUCUGAGCUGCGCAAGAUUUACAGUAACCAUCUAAAUUCCAGAAGGCAUGACAGUAAGCUGAGCGGAGCAGAGGAAUUGUGGGAAAGAUUGCAGUAUUUAUGGAAGUCUCUCCUGAGUCUUCCAGAUGAUUCACCAAGCAUUUCCAAAGAUUCACUGUUUCUGUACAGUGGUGGAGAUUCCCUGAAGUCACUACGGUUUCAUGAUGAGAUUGAGAAUUUGGCAGGCAAGGCCAUUCCUGGACUCCUGGAAGUUAUUCUCAGCAGCUCCAUUGCUGAGGUUUACCGACAUGUUCUUAAAGCUGUAUUCCCAAGUGAGGACCAAAUAAUGAAUCAUAACACUGUGAAAAGAAAACUGAAUGAAAGCAGUGGAGGGGAAUUCCAUGGAGAACACACACAACCAAAAUCUAGAAGGUACUUUAAUGCUGCUGCAGGAUUGAUUGCAUUUAUUGCACUAAACCGAGGAAAUCGGAUGUCGUCGAUGACUUCCCCUGAGUCUCUUAUGAGACCAUAUAAUGCAGGACAGGCAGGAACAGAGUUAAGACAACAAGCAUCUUGUUCAUCUGGUGUAACUUCUAAUUCAAUGAAAUAUGAAGUGACAGAGAAUAAAUCUGAAAAGAGCAGAAGCCGUCCAAAAAUUGCAAGCAAGACAAAUGAAACAGGUACUCAUUCUGUAGAACAAGCUCCUUCAGAAAUGCCUGAGAAGCUGAUAUUACAUGUAAGAUGGAAGUCAAAUAUGGGCAAAUGUGUAGAUGCCUCCCCAUUAGUUAUAAUACCAGCCACGGAUGAUUUAUCAGCAACUGUAUACGUUGGGUCUCAUUCUCACACAAUGCAGGCAAUUGAUUUACACUCAGGAAAAAUCAAGUGGGAGAGAAUCCUUGGAGAUCGUAUUGAGUCCUCUGCAUGUGCGUCUAAGUGUGGAAACUUCAUUAUUGUUGGCUGCUAUAAUGGUUUUGUGUAUGUACUCAGAAGCGAUAAUGGGGAAAUACACUGUAUCUUUACCGCAGAAGAUGCUGUGAAAAGCUCUGCAGUUGUGCAUCCUUCCACUGGACUAGUCUACGUUGGAUCGCAUGACCAGCAUAUAUAUGCUUUGGAUAUUUAUAAAGAGGAACGUGUCUGGAAGCUGCACUGUGAAGGUGGAGCUGUGUUUUCAUCUCCAUAUCUAAGUAUCUUGCCAGAUCACCUGUAUAUUGCUACUCUAGGAGGACUUUUAUUGGCUGUAAAUCCAGAUACGGGUAAUAAGAUCUGGAAAAGUUCCUGUGGAAAACCCCUCUUCUCCUCUCCUCACUGCAAUGAGCAGUAUGUGUGCAUUGGAUGUGUGGAUGGGAAUGUGUACUGUUUUAGCCACUCAGGAGAAAAGGUUUGGCAGUUUUCCACCAGUGGACCAGUCUUUUCAUCCCCAUGUAUCUCAAGUUUAACUAAGCAAGAAAUAUAUUUUGGUUCCCAUGACCGCUUUAUCUACUGCUGUAAUAUGGAAGGCCAAAAGACUUGUAAUGAGGCCCUGGUUAAGAUAUCAGCAUCCAGCCAGAAAACACUGGAAUCCAUCUGAAAACAGUAUCAAUGGAGAGGUGAAGAGUACCAGUAGCUGAAUCUUUGGAGAAUACCACUGAAGAGGACCUGGUUAAAACACCACACUCAGUGGCACUUUACCUGCUAUAAGAAGUGCACCCAAUAAACUGAAUUUGGCAAGGCUGAAAUGGAGGUACAUCAACCAUCAGAAAAAAGCUGAAGCUGCUGGGACAAGUGCUGGGUGUGGGCAAGAAUUGCCUUAUAUUGAGAAGAACACCAUCUUCUUCUGACCUAAACUGAAAGCACAAAGGCAUCCAUGAAGCACAGUUUCAACAUGAGAGAGACUGAAUGAAGCAGUCACUCUUUGUGAGAAUGUUGCAUGGAAAGGUGUUGGUGCAUUGACCCAAAAGAUACCCAUGCAUACACCACUGUGUAUCCCACAGAGUGCUGCACCAAGAAAGUAUCUAGUGUGUUGUCUCAAAAGAAAAAAAGCAAUUUAUGAACUCCAACUGAGUCACACACUUUGCAGUAGUAAAAUCAGUAUUUGUUUGUAUUGCCUCAGAGGCUCUAAUGGAUGGGAAAGUGGUAGAGAUGGUCAAUGCAGAAGCUAAGUACAGAGAAAUAUGUACUUUGAAAGUGAAGAGAAAUAAAUGCUUAGCAGAAAGACUUAUAAAGCAGUUAUUGAACUGUGGAAUAUGGACAUAGUUUUUAAGCAAUCCAAUCUGCUGAAAUGAAUCACUGUGUAUGUCCUUAAAAGCAACAAAAAGUGUGGUGUGAGAAGUGAAAGCACUGAUGUCAACAAUAGUAUGAAGAUUCUAGGUGCAGCUACUAUUUUUUUUUUUUAAACAGAAAAGCAUUUUGUCCUGCAGUACAUAAGCGUUUCAAGGAUCCAUAGCUGAUGCCAAACCUGAAAAAAUAAUAUCACAUGACCUGUACUUCAUUUUUAAGUAGUGCAUUGAUGGUUGCAGUGACUUCAGCACCAGCAAGCAUGAAGGUAAGCAAGUGGAGCACAAAGCUGCCAUUUUAUCACAAAGCCUCAUGGAUGAGAGUUUGAGUGAAAGGCAGGUUUACAAUAUACACACGACAACUAUGUGGUAUAUGCAUAAUCUACCACUACAAGUGGCUGUUGCUUUAGCAAUUCAUUCCAAAACCCAUUCCUUGAGCAGCGUAGGCACUGCAUUGGCUCCUCCACUGAUUACAACAAACUACUCCAAGUUUUCCAUGGUACCACCAUUGAUGUUGAAGAAUUGCUUGAAGAAUUUCAUUGUUGCAUGGCAUAACGAAGCUGCUACCUCUCACCAUUCAAUGCCGUUUCUUCGUAGUUCCUGGGAGGAGGCUGACACUAAAAUUAUCUUGAAUGGCAUCAGUACCCCAGCGAUACUACUAAAUGCUGGAUUUUUGCACAAGACACAGAUGUUUUAGUGCUCUCUGUGAAAUGCUAUCCAAGAUUUCUGCAAGAUUGUUUGUGGCUGCUGCUGGGGAACAGAAUUGUUGUAUAUCCCUCAGAAAUGUGUUCCUAUCCCUUGGACCAUUAAAAACUGCACACUGCCAAGUUUCCAUGCCCUUUCAGGAUGUGACAAUACUGGAAGGUUGGCAGAAAAGACCAAAUUAACCUACUCAAAGGCAUUUGAUUCAUCCUCCAAAGACUCUCCUUGCUCGAAACGGCUGAGACAGUCACUGAUGAGGUCAUAGAUGCACUGGAGAGGUUCAUAUGUUGAGUUUACCAUUUGAAAGCCAACAUUACAGCACACGAACAGCUCUGUAGCUGGAUGUUUUCCAAGAAGCAGAUGGUGAAAAACUGCCAUUGACAAGGGUCAAGAGGGAAAAUUCCAUGCAGUAGAAUGAUUCUAGGACAUCCAGAAACUAUCUUUUCCCCAGGGGCCAUGAAUGGGUCUUGGAUUGAUCAUGUCAGUUAUGUGUGAAAUACCACGUGGUCCACAACCAGUCUUUCUGCUAAUUAAAUGCUGUGUGUCAAAAACCAGAUGCUCAACACCCUGCAAAUGUUUGGCCAGAUGAUGAGGAUCAGUGUGAUGUGUCUAGCAGUGAAGCCCUAGACUGAGAUGACACUGAUUAACAAAUCGUUUGAGUCUUGCAUGUCAAGGCUAACUUCAUUAGGAUCAGUGUCUCUUUAUGUAAGCAAUGCAUAACUGUUUAAAAAUCGAUGUUUUUUUAAUUAUACUUUAACAUUUUCUUGAAUAUAAUAUUUAGUUAAUUGUUCUAGGUUUGUCAUGUUUGGUACCCUUGUGUUUGCAGGAGAAAGGACUUUUGAAAGAUACCCAAACUCAACCCAUUUCCAGCAACAUUGUAUUAAAAUUUCCACCAACCCGAGGAGCUUGGAAGCAGCAGGUCAUCUCUCUCCCUCCGUCCUGCUGCAAAGUAUGACACCAUUGGAAUUAUGAUUCUGUAGAUUUUUACAAACCAGCUGACACCUCCCUUAUCUUUCUGUUGCUAACUUGCCCACAAAAUGAGAUUUUACUACAUUAUGAUCCUACACAAAAAAUUAACUAUAUAAUCCCUGUCUCUAUUUUCAUGGCUCAGGUACAGUGCAAGCAACCCUAUUCUGUCCCUGUUCAACCCUGACCUAAAGGAACCACCUCUAGAUUGGCACCACUGGAAUAAGUAUUAGAUGUGGAGGCACUUUGUGUGGGCAGCUGUCCACUAUGGACUGGACUGAGUCUGCCCAACUUGUGUAACAGAUUUUUAAAAAAUCUAUAACUGGGGGGUGGGAAAAAAAUCAAAACUUUUAAAAUCCUGUGGGAGAUCAUCUGCUUUUUAGAGAAACACUGAUUAAAAACUAUCUGACCCAUUUUUUAGUCAGUAGGAAUUCUAUAAGCCUGCACAGCAGCUGUUAGCAGAGAAUUUGGAAAGAUGGUUACUUCAAAGGCUCUGCAAAGAGAAGCAGAGAGUUUGAAACAUCGCUUUCCAAACAGCCCGUUUUAGCUACUUUCAGUGCAAGUCUGAAGUACCUUGAUUUUCAAAUAUUUUUCAGUUCUUAAAGAUCUCUUAACAUACAUAUUGUCGUAAGGGAGGGUAGAUUUGCCAAAUUCCAGUGUAGGCCUUUAUAUUAAAUGACUGCACCGUCAUAACCUGCAUCAGCCAAACAUGUCUAUUUGUAAUAAGAAGAUAUGAUGCCUGUUAUAUUUGUUGUUCUAAUAUCACUAUUUGACCUCAGAGGCAAAUAGUGACCAAGGUGAAAUCAAUUCAAUAUAUGCUUGAGACACAAUGAAUUUUGAUCAAAACAAGAGGUGUCAGCACAGGCAUUGUUACAUAUUUCUGAAGACAUUCAGACCCUAUUUGAAAAUCUCUACAUUAUGAAUCGUAAAAGUAAUUUUUCCUGUGAAACUCAGAUUUUAAGGGGGGACCUAAGUUAGAGGUCCAGAAAAAAUAUAACUAGCUUCCAAUGAUCUAAUUAGGAAAAAGUCUAGCAUAUAGUUGGUUGAUGGUUCAGAGGUAAAUAUGUCACUGAAUUCUUCUGCUAUCAGUCAAGAUAUAGUCCUUGGUAUGCAGUGGCUGACUGGUUAAUAAUGUUACAGUAUUCAUUAUUAUUGAUCUAUGAGGAAUUAGACAACACUAACUGAAUUAUUUCAUCACUUUUCAGCCAAUUAUAAACCAUAAUCCUUGGCAUGUAAUAGUGCAGAAUAUACAGACUCAGACUUACUUCUACUGAGAAUACAUAAAUCAGCUACUACGUGACUUUUAGCAAUAUUCCCUCAGCACAUUUUUCUCCAAACAGUAAGUCGUAGGAAGGUUAUGUCAAAGGAAGUCUAACCAAAGAUCAUUAGCAAUACUUCAUACUAAUCCUUUUAUUAAAAAUUAUAUUAUAGUACCUUAAA
This is a messenger RNA of Trachemys scripta elegans, 7230 nucleotides long. It is a transcript of the gene AASDH, whose product is annotated as aminoadipate-semialdehyde dehydrogenase. Gene Ontology annotation, biological process: amino acid activation for nonribosomal peptide biosynthetic process. The transcript has 18 exons. Gene Ontology annotation, molecular function: protein binding. Bases 222 to 3437 code for a protein of 1071 amino acids. The record is from RefSeq and is a predicted model, not a curated record. NCBI's taxonomy places the organism in Eukaryota, Metazoa, Chordata, Testudines, Emydidae.